Messenger RNA from Pongo pygmaeus (Bornean orangutan), 2249 nucleotides. RefSeq lists its product as uncharacterized. The transcript has 2 exons. Bases 6 to 371 code for a protein of 121 amino acids. NCBI's taxonomy places the organism in Eukaryota, Metazoa, Chordata, Mammalia, Primates, Hominidae. The record is from RefSeq and is a predicted model, not a curated record.
GGCGGAUGACAACAGCCAGUGUGAAUGAAGCGCCACCCUCCGGGUCAGCCGAGCAUUUCCGCUUCCCACAGCCCCCUGGGAACGUGAAGUCAAAGCAAUGCGCACGCGCAGUGGCUUUGAAGGCGGGGCAACAAAGCCUAUGGCUGAUAUGGCGCUCCUCGGCCCGCGCUUCAAAGGUUAUGACACUGUUAGCUCUAAGGGGAGAAGGAAUGUGUGACCAUUUCCAACGGUUAACUUGCAUUCCCCAGGUAGUUUGGAUGAGUUACAACCCAAAUCUGCAAACUCAAUACAGCCAGACCCUGGGAAGUGACCCUCUCCAAGCCUCCUGUACAAGUCCCAGGAAAAGAGCUUGUUUUCCCUUGGACAUGUGAGCAGUGAAUUACUGCUCAUUCAGAAUUUCAUGUGUAUGUGUUACUGAUGGCCAGGUUUAGAGAUACCAACCUAUUUAUUUCUAGAGGAGAGGUGAUUUGAUAACCUUUUCAGAUAUCACUAUCAGUAGACAGAAAAGAGUUAAUAGAAUGAUAGGGUUAAUAUGUCCUGAGGACAGUAGAGAAACUGCAAACUGCAGAAGCACCUGAUCUGUGGCCCUGGCCAGCAUCUCUCCAUAUCCUGAUUCUGUAAGAUCAAGUGUUUAUGCAGAAAGAGAAGGGACUGAUGAUUUGAAUGUGACCAGAUGCAGGGCAUGCCCUUAUUGCCAUGCCAGCAUUUGCUAUUCAUGAUGUUAGUAUUCAAAAAUCAAGAAACACUCUGCCUGGGCCAUUGGUGUCUACUAAUCCAUUGGAAGAAAAGACUGGAAUCCACCACUUACUAGCUUCUUGGGCCUCAGUCCCCUUUUUUCUACCAUAGCUAAGGACCACCUAACCUAGAUGGCUGUUGUUAUUGUUCAAAGGAACAUCUUUAGAGCCUCAAGCCCAGGAGUAGCCCAUGGCAGGCACCUGAUAAAUGUUAGUUUUCAUUGUCCUAUCCCAACACUAUGAAACAUGCAGCACUCUCUGCAGCUGCCCCUGUGGACUUCCAUAGGCAGGAGAGUAUCCAGUGUUGAGUGGAGCUGGUAUUCUCAAAAACGAAGCCCCUUUCCCCAUUUUGCACCAAUCUCUUCAGUCAUUUUUACCCUAGUAGUAUAAUGCUUUGUCAAAGUCACUGUCAUCUGAUGUUAACAGUUGUUUUUGCCAGAUGACUUUUCAAAAGGUAACUUCACCAUAAUACUGGUUAAUGUGACAAAAACACUGCAUGUAGCCAAUUUUUUUUUUUUUUUGAGAUGGAGUUAUUGGCUCUUGUUGCCCAGGCUAGAGUGCAGUGGCGCGAUCUUGGCUCACUGCAACCUCCACCUCGUGGGUUCAAGUAAUUCUCCUGCCUCAGCCUCCCAAGUGGCUGGGAUUACAGGCACACGCCACCAUGCCCAGCUAAUUUUUUUGUAUUUUUAGUAGAGAUGGGGUUUCACUAUAUGUUGGCCAGGCUGGUCUCAAACUCCUGACCUCAGGUGAUCCGCCUGCCUCAGCCUUCCAAAGUGCUGGGGUUACAGGUGUGAGCCACUGCGCCCAGGCAAUUAUUUUCUUAUUUAUUUAUUUAUUUUAGAGACAGGAUGCCAUUAUGUUGCCUAGUUUGGAAUGCAGUGUCUAUUUAGAGGCGUGAUCAUGGCAUACUAUAGCCUCGGCUCAAAGGACCCUGGUCUCAAAGGACCCUGCCACCUUAGCCUCCUGAGUAGCUGGGACAAGUGUGCGCCACCACACCUGGCUAAUUUUUAAAAUUUUUUGUAGAGAUAGGGUCUCACUGUUGCCCACGCUGGUCUGGAAUUCCUGGACUCAAGGCCUCUUCCUGCCCUCAGCCUUCCAAAGUGUUAGGAUUACAGGGUGAGUCACCAUGCCCAGCCAGUGUGAAUUUUCUAAUGCUGAGUAAGUUGUGAUCCAGAAGUAAAUGUAUCUGCAAGCUGAUUUAAAUUGUAGAUUUUCUCUUCAUUGUGUAUUUUCUGAUGUUGAAUAAAGUCUGAGUAUUAACUAAAGUUUUUCUUCUUAAAUAUGUAAGAAUUGUCCUCAAAAUCUCUAUUCUUGAGCACAGUAGUAAAAAUAUUUUUACAUACAUUGUAUUUCAAGGGUUCUGCAUAAGCAACCUUGUUUUAUUGUGACUAAAUUUAUUUGGGAAUUGUAUCAAAUAUAUAAUACUGAGAUGUUCUCAUUCCUUUUGUGAAAAUGCUUUUGUUUAAAAACCACUGCCUUCAAAUGAAAACCACUAGGUUUGUUAUGCUUGCCUCA